UAUUGUGUUGUUCACAGUUCCAUUACUCUUAAUACAGUUGAACAGUUCAGCCGCAAACAUGAACGCUAAAGCACUCUCGUCUGCAGUUGCCAAAUUUUCUGCGAAGUUCUGUAAUGAACUAGAUAAAUCGAAGAGUGUGGUAUCUUCGCCUCUGUCUGCUGAAUACUUGCUGGCUUUGCUAGCUCUUGGCGCUAUGGAGCCUGCCCAUAGCGAACUGCUCACGGCCCUCGACAUCCCUGAUAAUGAUAGCAUCCGAUCCUCAUUUGGUGCAGUUUCCGCUAAACUGAAAGGUAUUAAAGGUGUUACGUUUAACGUCGCCAAUAAGAUAUACAUUAAAGAUGGUAGCUAUGAGCUAGUGCCCGAGUUGAAAGAGGAUGCAGAAAAGGUUUUUGAUGCUGAAUUUGAGAAGGUCGACUUUGAUAACACUGUUGGUGCAGCAGAACUCAUAAACCAAUGGGUUGAAAAUAAAACGAAUGAAAAGAUCAAGGAUCUUUUUUCUUCAGACAGUUUCAAUGCAGACACUCGUUUGGUGCUUGUCAAUGCACUUUAUUUCAUGGGCAAUUGGAAAAAUCAAUUUGACGCAAUGGACACAAUUGAACGGCCUUUCCAUAUCGACACUCAAUCUUCAGUUAACAUUCCCAUGAUGUCCCAGGAAGGCAAAUUUAAAUACGGCGAGAGUUCCGAUCUCCAGGCUCGGCUAUUAGAGAUGAGAUAUGAAGGAGGCGACGCGAGUAUGGUGAUUGUGUUGCCCAAUGAGAUCGACGGUCUCGACGGAGUCAUGCAGAAGCUGACCGACGGAUACGACCUCAUGUCUGAGUUGGAGAAGAUGAGAAUUACCAAGGUUAAGGUCAUUCUUCCCAAGUUCAAGAUCGAAACGGAAAUUGACCUUAAGGAGGUGUUGCCGCAGCUCGGGAUUAAAGCCAUCUUUGGUCACGGCGAUUUUGGUUUAAAUAAGAUCUUGAACACUGGUGAGCCACUGUACGUGUCCAAAGCCGUACAGAAAGUGUACAUCGACGUGAACGAGGCGGGCGCUAAAGCCGCCGCGGCCACAGGAAUGUCAGUAGCUGUUUUCCACUCGGCUAUCAUAGGAGAAGAAAUGAUGCCUUACUUCACGGCCGACCAUCCCUUCUUAGCAGUGAUCAUCAUUGCCGGCACGCCAUUCUUGUUUGCUAGGCACCGCAGCAAUGAGGAAUAAUUACUCUCUCUUUGGAGAACUUCAAUCACGCCUAACACCUCUGAAUAUUGCAUUUACAUGACAAUUAUUAACGUAGGUACUAACGUUUAAAAUUUUAUAUCUUUAGCAACACAGCAUUACGUCAAGACUUUACAUUCCCGCACCACAAAAGUACAUAAAAGGUGGAUUAAUUCAUUUUGUCGAGCAGAUCAUUACGACAUAUUAGAAUGUUGUUACAAUCUACAUAAUAUUAUCUCACCCAACGAGUAAAAUUACACAACGAAGAGUAUAUGCCCUUAAAUUGUACAGUCAACUGCGAUGCCACGAUGUUAAAUAAGUGAUAGUUCAUAAUUUAUGGAUUAUUACACUUUGUUACUAAUUAUAUCUAUAAAUAUUUUUGCAAAAGAAUAACGCAGUUUAUGUAAGUAUUUUUUCUACACAUAUUAUAGGUACAUAUACUUACUGUUGUAACUAUAAUGUUCACUACCUACAUAUAUAAAUAACAUUUUAAAUUAAUUAUUUAAUAAAGUAUAUAUUUUUUCUUAAG
Molecule: messenger RNA, 1721 nt
Organism: Manduca sexta (tobacco hornworm)
Lineage: Eukaryota; Metazoa; Arthropoda; Insecta; Lepidoptera; Sphingidae
Product: serine protease inhibitor 3/4
Exons: 8
Coding region: 59-1195 (378 amino acids)
Molecular function (GO): serine-type endopeptidase inhibitor activity
Source: RefSeq, a predicted model, not a curated record